Metopolophium dirhodum (rose-grain aphid) is the source of this 2206-nucleotide messenger RNA. RefSeq names its product kelch-like protein 3. Gene Ontology annotation, molecular function: protein binding. Lineage: Eukaryota; Metazoa; Arthropoda; Insecta; Hemiptera; Aphididae. The record is from RefSeq and is a predicted model, not a curated record. The transcript is spliced from 11 exons. The coding region runs from base 145 to 1890 and encodes 581 amino acids.
AAUAUUUUCUUCAAUAUUGUUUUAUCAAAAAGAAAAAAAAACACAUUGGCCGGUUUAAUUUAUCGUGUCGUACCUACAAACGGUUGUUCCAUGCUACAAACUGUCGUUCAAUUUAAAGGCAUUCAUACCUUGACUUAAUUCACAAUGCAAAACACAAAUAAAUUGCCGCCAAAUUCCAAAAAACGUAAGACAUUAUUGUAUAGAAAAUCACCCUUUGUAGUUAUUAAUACAAAUAUGUCAGCCUUACACAUUGGUGACAAUAAUUGUGAUGUUAAACUGAAAACGGACGAUAACAAAAUAAUAUCUGCACAUAGAAUGGUUUUAUUAGCAGACAAUCCGUAUUUCCGUGCUAUGUUCACUAAUUUUGCGGAAAAGAAUCAAGAUCUUGUGGAAAUGAGACAUAUAGAUUAUACCGCUUUACUGCUCUUAGUAAACUUUAUAUAUACAUGGAAAGUCUUGAUCACUGAAGAAAACGUCCGGGAUUUAUUACCUGCGGCAGAUCUCUUGCUGUUUCACGGAGUAAAAGAGGCUUGUUGUGAUUUCUUACAGUCACAGCUCUGUUCUACAAAUUGUAUCGGAAUUAAUAGUAUAGCAGAUUUACACAGCUGUACAAAAUUGAUGACAAGUUCAGAAAUAUAUAUUAAUCAACACUUUUCAGAAGUUUUUGGUGGUGACGAAUUCCUAUUGUUAUCAUCGGAACAAGUAAUUAAGUUGAUAUCCAGUGAUAGACUUCCAGUAUCAUCUGAUGAAAAAGUAUUUGAAAGUGUUAUUAGUUGGGUAAAAUAUGAUUUGAGUUCAAGAAAUAGCAUUUUACCCCAAUUAAUGGAACACGUACGAUUACCAUUAACAUCGAAGAAUUUUAUAUUAAAAUAUGUAGCUGAGGAACCUCUUAUUAAGAAUUGUUUAAAAUGUUGUCAUUAUGUAUUGGAGGCUAUAAAUACACUCAAAUCAGAAGAGCUUAUUCCACAAAGCAACCGGAAUAAACCCAGAUAUGGAGAAAAAGUUAUAUUAAUUGUUGGUGGAAUUAUGUCUGGAAUGAAUGAGAGUUUAGAAUGGUUCGAUACACGAACGAACCUAUGGCAUCCAGGACCAGAAUUGAGAACACAGCAUGGAAGACAUAGUCUAGUCGUAAUUAACGAUAAUUUUGUAUAUGAUGUGGGUGGCUAUGCCCAUGGUUUAUCACCUUAUCAGAGUGUUCUUGUCCUAGAUUUAUCUGCAGAAACACUUUGUUGGCAACCAUGUGACGAUAUGUUGGUUGAAAGAAAAUUGUUAGGCGUAGGUGUCAUUAAUAAUAAUAUCUAUGCCGUAGGCGGAUUCAAUGAUAGAGAUGGUAAUUGCAGAAGUGCUGAAGUUUUUAACUACAAUACUCAAAGGUGGCAUAUGAUAUCAAAUAUGUCUACUACAAGAUCUUUAUUUUCGGUUGGAGUUCUGGAUGAUCUUUUAUAUGUGGUAGGAGGUUAUGAUCAAUCAAGACAGACUGUAAAUACUGUUGAAUGUUAUAAUCCCACUAUUGAUACGUGGUCACCAGUCGCAAACAUGUAUGCACGUCGCAGUGGGGCCGCUGUAGGAGUUUUAAACGGUGAACUGUAUGUUGUAGGCGGUGAUAAUGGAUCCUUCAAUUUGAGUAGUGUUGAAAAAUACAGUCCAAUAACACGAGUUUGGACAUCUGUUGCGGAAUUACUUUUGCCUCGAGUAAAUGCAGAAGUAGUUGCAUUAGAUGGUUUAUUGUAUGUCGUCGGUGGAAUGUACAAAUAUAAUCAUUUGUUUUCUGUAGAAUGUUACAACCCAAACACCAAUAGAUGGACCAUGGUCACAGCAAAAUGGAACAUGAAUCGGUUGUCACCUGGAGUAGUAACGAUUAAUAGGUCACGACAUUUUACAUCUUGUUAGCAUUCAUGAUUUUUUUUUUUUGGUACAAUAUAUAAAUGUUUUAAUAUUUUGCACUAUAGUAUCUUAUACUAUGUUUAGGAUAUAUGAUUCAUGCAUUUUUUUCUUACAUAAAUAUUUUACUAUAUUGUAUAACAAUACCUGUAUUUAUUGUAUUUUUUUAAUUUUUAACUUUAAGUUUUAUUAAAAGGUUUCUGUAUACCUUUGUCAAUUUAACGAUAAUUCAAAUUCGGAUCAAAUUAGAGAGGUAUUUAAAUGGAGAAUAACAAUUUUAGUUAUUUUGUUUUAAUUAAUAAAUAAUAUUGGUGGACACAUGGAA